AUGGCUGGUCAGCUGCGCUUCGACGGCCAAGUCGUUGUCGUCACGGGUGCCGGCGGCGGCUUGGGCAAGGCCUAUGCCACCUUCUUCGGCUCCCGCGGCGCCAGCGUCGUCGUCAAUGACCUCGGAGGCUCUUUCAAGGGCGAGGGCACCUCAACAAAGGCUGCUGAUGUCGUUGUCAACGAGAUCAAGGCUGCCGGCGGCAAAGCCGUGGCUAACUACGAUUCGGUCGAGAACGGCGAUAAGAUCAUCGAGACGGCAAUUCAAAACUUCGGCCGCAUCGACGUACUGAUUAACAACGCUGGUAUUCUGCGGGACAUUAGCUUCAAGAACAUGAAGGAUGAAGACUGGGACCUGAUUAUGAAGGUCCACGUUAGGGGCUCAUACAAGUGCGCUCGCGCAGCAUGGCCCCAUUUCAGGAAGCAAAAGUACGGCCGUGUCAUCAACACCGCGUCAGCCGCCGGUCUCUUCGGCAGCUUCGGCCAAUGCAACUAUUCAGCUGCUAAACUCGCCAUGGUUGGCUUUACUGAAACACUGGCCAAGGAGGGUGCCAAGUACAACAUCCUGUCCAAUGUCAUUGCACCAAUCGGUAAGCGCAACGUGUGGCAAGCGGAGCGAGGGCCGGGGUUCAUAUGA
Molecule: messenger RNA, 633 nt
Organism: Colletotrichum spaethianum
Lineage: Eukaryota; Fungi; Ascomycota; Sordariomycetes; Glomerellales; Glomerellaceae
Product: peroxisomal hydratase-dehydrogenase-epimerase
Exons: 3
Coding region: 1-633 (210 amino acids)
Molecular function (GO): oxidoreductase activity
Source: RefSeq, a predicted model, not a curated record